This is a messenger RNA of Synchiropus splendidus (mandarinfish), 5508 nucleotides long. RefSeq names its product nuclear receptor coactivator 2-like. Bases 472 to 4470 code for a protein of 1332 amino acids. Gene Ontology annotation, cellular component: nucleus. Gene Ontology annotation, molecular function: nuclear receptor binding; protein dimerization activity. Lineage: Eukaryota; Metazoa; Chordata; Actinopteri; Syngnathiformes; Callionymidae. The transcript has 23 exons. Gene Ontology annotation, biological process: cellular response to hormone stimulus; positive regulation of transcription by RNA polymerase II. The record is from RefSeq and is a predicted model, not a curated record.
AAUGUGAGUACAUCACAUUAUGGUCGGAAGUGUGAGUUCAGGCGGAGCCGGUCCGCUCCACGUCCUUGUCACUGGUCCUCGUGAGUCAUAAAUCAUUGCGACCAACGCGAACUGACAAGUGAAACAGGACGACGAGUAAACAGGAAGCAAAGUAAUAUUAACGGGGGGCGGCAGGUACUGACCACUGCAGCGCGCGGGUGGACAUAAUGUUGACUCAGAAAUACGGGCUCCAACAACUGUUGACUGAUCGAAGGGACGUUAGUGAGGAAGAGGAGGGUGAGGAGGAGGAGGAGGAGGACCAGCGGAGCGACACCAGUGAACAUGGCGGCUCCGCUCCAGAACGCCGUCGCCGCCGCUGCUGCUCCAGCUGACCGAGCGUCGCGCACCGCAGUCGGACUGAAGCUUCAGCACGGAGCUGCUGUGGAGGUUUCCCAUCAUGCUCUGCUGUCCAGGUGCUGAUCUCCUAUAAACAUGAGUAGCGGGCUGGACGACCUGGAGCCCCCCGGGGGGGCAGAGUCUGGGAAGAGGAAGGAAUGUUCUUCGGAGCUUCACGGGCCGAGCCCCAAGCGCAGCAGCGAGCGCAGGAACCGCGAGCAGGAGAACAAGUACAUCGAGGAGCUGGCGGAGCUGAUCUUCGCCAGCAUCACCCACAUGGACGACCUGAACGUCAAGCCUGACAAGUGCGCCAUCUUGAAGGAGACGGUGAAGCAGAUCCGGCAGAUCAAAGAGCAAGAAAAGGCUCCGGAGGCCGACACGGAGACGGUGCAGCAGGCCGACGUCUCGUCUACGGGACACAGCGUCAUCGAUAAAGACAGUCUGGGACCGAUGAUGCUGGAGGCUCUGGAUGGCUUCUUCUUUGUGGUCAACAUGGAGGGCAACAUCGUGUUCGUGUCCGAGAACGUCAGCCAGUAUCUGCGCUACCAGCAGGAGGAGCUGAUGAACACCAGCGUCUACAGCGUGCUGCACGUCGGCGACCACGCAGAGUUCAUCAAGAACCUCUUGCCCAAGAGCCUCGUCAACCACAGAGGCGAGGCGUCCAGCAGGAACAGCCAAACCUUCAACUGUCGCAUGUUGGUGAACCCUCACGGCGACGGUGACGCGCGUCCACCGGCCGACCAGCCGGAUCCAUCUCAGCUGAAGUACGAGACCAUGCAGUGCUUCGCGGUGUCCGAACCCAAGUCCAUCAGAGACGAAGGGGAAGAUCUGCAGUCGUGUCUCAUCUGUGUGGCCAGAAGAGUCCCUGUCAAAGAGCGGCCAGCGGUGGCUUCAUACGAGAGCUUCACCACGCGGCAGGACCUCCAAGGGAAGAUCACCUCCCUGGACACCAGCCACCUGCGUGCGUCCAUGAAUCCGGGCUGGGAGGACCUGGUCCGGCGCUGCAUCCAAAGGUUCCACCUGAUGAAUGACGACGAGACGUCCUUCGCGAAGAAGCACCAGCAGGACGUCAUGAGGAACGGCAUCGCCUUCUCCCCCCUGUACCGCUUCUCCCUGUCAGACGGAACCUUGGUCUCGGCUCAGACCAAGAGCAAGCUGGUCCGGUCCUCGGCCACCAACGAGCCGCAGCUCUACAUGUCGCUGCACAUUCUACAGAGGGAGCCAGUUGGCUCUGCCUCAGACGUCUCCGGUGGAAGCCACGGGGCAGCUCCUGCCGGUACUUCACCAGAAACCAGCGUCUCCAGCAACACCCCGCCCACAGCCACCAGCACGGCCAGCCACAGUUUUGGGUGUCGCAGCUCCGCCUCUGCCCGGGCGCCCACCCCUCAGGGAAGCAUUCACAAGCUGGGCAGCCCGGCAGGUCAAGGGAGUCCCAGUGUCACCUCAGCGGCCAUGUUGUCUCCCCGUCCUGUCCGCAGUCCCAGCAGCCCUCAGCGGCCCCCGAACCUCCCCGGGGAGUUCUCGCCUCUCUCCGGCCUGUACUCGCCUUGCAGCAGCACAGGGAACCGCUUCAGCGACUCCCUGCAGGCGCUGCAGGCCCUCAGCCACAGCGUCACUCAGGGACCCCUGGAGAGCUCCAACCCUGAGGCCUGUGGUCUUCAGAGCAGCAGCGGCCAGCAUGCCAAAGACGACCUCAGCUCCAAGGCAGACUUGACGGACGGUGAGCGCAAGGACGCUGACAGAACUCUGGAGGAGCUGCACGACUCCAACUGUCUUCUGAGCGCCAAAGGCCAUACCAAGCUGCUGCAGCUCCUCACCAACAAGUCAGAACCUGAGCCGUCCUCGCCGCCCGCGCCCGGUGAAGACCGCGGCGCCAAGGAUUUGGAGGACGGAGGCGCCGGCGCACCGGCCGGACCCGUCAGUUCCUCCUCACUGAAGGAGAAGCACAAGAUCCUUCACCGGCUGCUGCAGAACUGCCCAUCCCCGGUGGAUCUGGCCAAACUGACGGCCGAGGCCACCGGGAAGGACCCGGCUGGGCCCGACUCGGCAGCUGAGGACAACAUGGCCUCGCUGACUGAACUAGAGCUGAAACAGGAGCCGGUGAGCCCCAAGAGGAAGGACAAUGCCUUGCUGCGCUCUCUGCUGGACCGGGAUGACAACGGGAUCCUGGACAAGGUCAUCAAGACGGAACCGACGGACGGGCCGAAGCUGUCCACCGUCAAGACCGAGAAACAGGAAGUUGUUUUCAACAUGGCUGAGCAGACCAGCGACCUGGACGACCUCCUCCACGACCUUCAGAGCGGCGGUCAGCAGCCGGCGUUUCCCCGCGGUGCUACAGCCUCGUCAUCAGACAAACAAGUGGUCAGUGACUUCAUGCAGAUGAUGGACGGCAGCCACAGUCGCUCCCCCAGCCAGCAGAGGGCGUUUCCUCCUGCGGGGCCACAUGGGUUCUGCCAGCCGCCGGACGCCGGCAUGGCUCCCUCUCGUCAGUUCCACAGGAACAACAGCUACUCAGGGACGCAGCCGCAGGGCAUGAUGGGAACUCUGAACCAGAUGAGCAAGCAAGGCAUGCUGGCGAACACGCCCUCUCGAGGGUCCAUGCAGCCGGUCUGGGGUCCACAGGUUCCUCCCGGGACACCAUCAAUUAUGGGGUCAGGUCGUGUGGUCCACAACAUGAACCCUGGUAUGAACCCACGAGGCGGCGCGGGACCCGGCGUCCACAUGCCGAUGAUGGUCAAUGAGAUGGAGAUGACAAGCCACAGCUACUCCCAGCACCACGGGCCGCCCAAUCAGACGGCUCCAUGGCCCGAUAGGAUGAUGAUGGAUCCCUAUGGUGACCAGAGCAGGUUCGGGGUCCAUCAGGAGGAUGGGAUGAACUGCUGCGCUGAGGUCCAGCCUGAUGAGGGGAUGUUGCUGAACCAGCUCUGCUCCGUGCUGAAGGACUAUGAGGGCUUGGAGGAGAUCGACAAGAUGUUGGGGAUCCCUACACUGGCGGGACAGGGCCCACUGAUGGAGCAGGAGCAGUUCCAGGGUUCCUCGCAGAUGAAGUCCCCCAUGUACGGCCAGCAUCACGGCAUCCAGCCGGGGUACGGGGGUCUUCCUGCUGAGGGGGGUUACUAUGGCUCCUCCAUGGGACAGCAGAGGAUGUCGGGCUACUCACAGAUGAUGAGGGCGGCAGGCGCCUCGGGCCUCCGACCUGCCGGGAUCAGACCAGGAGUCACGACCCAACCUAACACCCUGAGACUGCAGCUGCAGCACCGCCUGCAGAGCCAGCUGAACCGGCAGCCGAUGAUGAGUGACAACAUGAACCUACCGCUCCGGACCAACGCCCCAAACCAGAGUUCACUCAACGCGCAGAUGUUGGCCCAGCGCCAGCGUGAGUACCUCAGCAACCACCUUCGCCAGCGGCAGCAGCAGCAGCAGCGCGCCAUGAUGAUGCGGGCGCAGGGCCUCAGCGGGGCCAGAGGGGGCGCCGCACCCAUCCCAACACCCGUUGGAGUCACCAAUCCGCGUCUGCCGCAGGACAACCAGUUCCCCUACCAGAGCUCCAGCUACGGUACCGGCCUGCCCUCGCCCCCUCCGCCUCACCCCACCUCCUCCAGCCCCUUCACCUCCCCCUCCUCCCCUGGCCAUCAGCUGGCUCCCCAGGGCAUGAUGGGAAAUGUAGAGUAUGGCCCACCCUCACAGCAUGCAGGCUUCCUGUACACAGGACCGUCAAGUCUGAACCAGCAGGAUGCAGUUGCAGGUUUCACCUGUGGGGGCAGCACCCCUCACAGCCCUCUGAUGUCCCCCCGGAUGGGCCAGAACCAGCACCAGAACCAUCCUCCGCCCAGCUACCCGGCCCGGCCCGACAUGAACGGCUGGUCGCCACACACCAACAUGUCCGCUAGCAUGUACCAGCAGCCUCAGUUCUCCACGCGCUCCGGCGCAGGAAUGUACCCUCACAGCGGUAGCAUGAACAUGGGCGUCGGAGGUGGUAUGGCCCAGAUGUCGGGGCAGAUGAACCCAGAGCAGGUGAACGACGGGAGUCUGAUGAUGGAGCAGCUGAGCUCCAUCGACAUGCUGACGCAGGAGACCGACGGCAAUUUCUGCUGACAUCGGUGUUGAUGAAGAGGAACCAUGAAAACGCCUGACAUCAUCAGCCCAGCAUGGAGCCGUCGUGUGAGCCAAGACGGACGUCCUCGCUCUGACUCAACUGCUCUUGCCUGACUUCACCAUGGUGGGACUUGAACCCAAAACCAGUUUGUUUCUUCAGGAGAAACUCUGUCGACUCCCCUGCUGGUGUAGAGGUUAGCAAAAACACCUAGCUGGAUACCAGCGUUGUGCAAAUGACUACAGUCAAGAAUCUUACUCCCUGGAUCUCAACUUUCCCCGACGGUAAACAAAUAUGGUCACGUGACUUCGGACGUGAGCUGAUGCUGGCAGGUUGUUGGGUGUGUCCACUCAAACAGUGACACAAAUGUACAUUUCCUGGUCAGAAGACGUUAAAAAACUCAAAUGUUUUAACAGGAAAAUAAAGUGGGCGGAUCCUAAACCGUGCACUGUUGUAGCUGAGCGACAAUCAGAGUUCUGAACUCUCUCUGUCAGGGCGUCGUUUCAUGUGUCGAGUCAGAGUUCCGUCUCCAGAUCGCAGGUACUAUUUAAAAAAUAUAAACUGUAGCAACAGGAAGUCGCUCUUCAUCAGUCGACAAAUUCAGUCUUGUUUGAAACCUCCAUGCUUCUACUGACUAACAACAUAUGUUGCUGCGUUUCACUGUGUUAUGCUAAUUUGCAAAUGUAUUAGCAUUUAGCUUGUAGCAUCACUUCAUGGCCAGUUAAGUUCCUGCAACUUGUUUCUGUAGCUUUGUUGUGGAGCGCGAGAGCGUGGAGCCAGCAGGUGUAUUUUGGUACUCACGUAUCCAUAGCGUCGAUAAUCAUCCUAAAAUCGCUGACAUGAAUGUGAUCUAAACCCUGAUUUCCUCCCGAUCAAUCUGUCGUGUAUUUAUUUUAGUUUUUAAUAUAUGAUGUCAAGAGAUAAAAAUGUAAAUGAUGAUUCCUAUUUUGGUCCACAAGACGAUCUGAGCGACACGUUUGAGCCUGAUGUCACUUUGUGCUUGUUAAUUUAUGAUCCUGCUGUAAAUAAAAGGUUUUUAU